This is a messenger RNA of Nothoprocta perdicaria, 12155 nucleotides long. It is a transcript of the gene SON, whose product is annotated as SON DNA binding protein. NCBI's taxonomy places the organism in Eukaryota, Metazoa, Chordata, Aves, Tinamiformes, Tinamidae. Gene Ontology annotation, molecular function: RNA binding. Bases 426 to 11519 code for a protein of 3697 amino acids. The record is from RefSeq and is a predicted model, not a curated record. Gene Ontology annotation, biological process: regulation of cell cycle; regulation of mRNA splicing, via spliceosome. The transcript has 13 exons.
AGGAGCAGCAGCACGGCGGUGGAAAGGUAGAAGGCCAACCCAAUGGUGACACAAUCCCAGCUGAGCAAGCCAAUCCUUCAGAUGACACUGGUGCUGGUGCUGGGAGUCGUCAGAAUGAUCAGAUAGUGCAGAAAAUAGAGGAAGUGCUCUCUGGAGCCCUUGAUACAGAGCUGCAGUGCAAAUCAGAUGUAGACAAAGGUACUGUGAAAAGUAGUUCUAAGUCUACAAAAAGAAGUUCUGCUGAUGGAGUUGGAGAUGAAAUUCCUAGGAAAAAAUCAAAAAAGAACAAGAAGCACAAAAGCAAGAAGAAGAAGAAAAAGAAGAAGAAAAGGAAGAAAGAGAAGAAGCAUAAAAAACAGGCAAAAGAGUCAAAACAGACUGCACGUCAUGGAGAACAUGCAGGCUUACAGCCUGCAACUCAGUUGAUGCCAGACAAUUCAGGCUCCAAACUGAGUAUACAGCAUGGAGGAGCUGGAGAUUCAAAUCUGGCUGCUCACGUGCAGCCAGAAGGACUCUCUUUAAAACCAAGUGAGGAGCCUGAUAGACAAGCUUUAGGACUUGCCUCUCAUGUGAGAGAAGAUUCUCAGCCACCUAAGGGAGAUCUUGGAAGUGAGAAGGGGAAUUUAUGUGCAGCAGAUCCUCAGUUUAAUUUAGCAAGCAACAUAUCUGAUAUCCAAGAACAUACUACUAUAACUGAAACUAAAAUUUGCACUAGACAAGAACAAACUAARGAGUCUCAUGAAAGUAUUUAUCCUGUACCUGUCAGUGGAAAAGAUGGACUUCAUGUUGAUACUGGAAUUGAUACAUUAUCUAACAUCCCAUCUGGAGCUGCCCAUAAAACUGAACUUCAGAAAGUUCCCGAAGUAACUUCAGAAGCAGUAGAAGCACUAAAAGCUUCGGAGGGUAUUCUGCAGACUAAAGGCACCACGGAAGCUUGURGUACAACUCUCGACUGUGAGCCCAUGGAAGUGUUGAAGUACCCAGAAGCAGCUCUAAAAUCCGUGAUGCAGAUGGGAGCAAAGGAGUUGGAAACARACUCAGAGUCCGUGUCUUUAGCAAAUGAUUUGACAACAAUUCCUAAACCUGUAGAUCAGGCAGAUACAAAAAYUGUGAAGUUUGCUCACACGUCUGUGACCAUGGAAGAAGUAAAAAUUCCAGAAGCAACUGAAGAAUCUGUGCUUACAGGAAAUGUGRAAAGCACAGAAAGAUCUUUGGAAGUAGGGAGCAUGACAGGAACUCUGGAGCCAGCCCUAAAGCCCCCAGCUGUAGCUGAUGACUUGAGAAUGGCACAGCACAGCCCUAUGGGGAGUGGGAAUGUCUUUCAAACAGCCCUGGAACCUGUGGCUGUGAUGGGGAGCAUGGAAGGCAAGGAAGCAGACCCAUGUGUGGCUUUGCAGCAUUCUUCUAAGAUACCUGUAGCAACGACUUUAACCCAGGUGGAAGUGAAAAGUGCCAAAAUACCCGUAGGACUAGGGUCUGUAGCAGAGGUUAAAGAUGUGGAACCARCCAGAGGCUCUGUACAGACAGAAACUGUGAAAGCUUUGGAAACAGUUGUGGAACCUGUGGGUAUGAGAGGAGCAAAAGAUGUCAAAGCAAUUCAAGAACGUAUGGAAGCUGAAGUUACCAAAGGUCUAGAAGGAACCUGUGCUUCUGCAACAGUAUUAAAUGCUUCAGAAGUGGCUUUCGAGCCUAAAAUGACAGAAACAAGAGCUUUAAAUACAACCCAGGCAUUUGCAGUUCCAGUAGAAGUAAAAGAUUUGAAUGUAGCUCAAGAAUCUCUACACAUUGGAGGUAUGAAAAAAAUGCAAGAGGCUAAUAAUUUGGAAACAAAUUUACAAGCUGCAACUGUGACAGAAUUAAAAGCAACAGUGAGCCAAGAGCGUCAGCAAACUGAAGCUUCAGGAGCAGCCCUAAAAUAUAUGGCUACAGAGGUGAAAGGCUUCAAAGCAACUUCAGAACYUUCAGCUUUAGGAAUGCAGAUGGCAGAGGGUUGUAAAGGUCCACAAGCAACUGUGGAAGUUGUGACAAUAGCAGGAAUAAAAGCUACAGAAACAAAUCAAGCUGCUUUGCAAWGGGAAAAUAAUGCUUCAAAAUUUCCAGAAACACCUCUAAAGCCUCCGACCAUAACAGAGGCAAAAUGUUUAGAGGGAACUUCAUUAUUGAGACAAGCAGAGGAGCCGAGACGAUCGAGAUCAGAGAGUGAGUCGAGUGUCAAAGGUUUGGGAGUAGCUCUAGAUCAUACUGCAGGAGUAGAAGUGGCCUCAGGUGCUGCUUCCCCAGCUGUGAAAAUUGGAGAUGAAAAACAUCUGGAGACAAGUUCCCUGAGAACAACCGUACUACCUGCAGGGGAGACAGAAGGGAAAGAUUCAGAAGCAAUGCUCGACAGAACCAGAGCAGGGGUGAAAACAUCUCCAUUGCAUCUGCAGAUGGAAGCUGCGAAAGAUUUAGAGUCUCUGCACAUGGCAAAGACAAAAGCUGUGGAAGCCGUGUUUCAGCCUGUGCCCCUUGUAGGGGCAGAGCGUCCAGGAGAAAAGGCAAGUUUGGAAGCCAAAACUGGCACCCAGGGUUUGGAAGCAAGCCCAGGACAUCCGUCCCUAACAAGUUCAGAAAGAACUCCUGAACCUGUGCUUGCACUGACAGAAGUGACACAUUUGAAAGCUGUAUCAGAGACAGAACCAAAACAUGUGAAAAGAGUUGUAGAACCUCUUUGUACAAGCAAAGCUGAGAGUUUGGUUGUUCCACAGUCUGACAUCAUGACAGACAGAGCGUUGAAGGUAACCUCACAAACUGAGCUAACAACUCCGAGAACAAUCUUAGAACCUGGGGUGCCYGGAGAAAUAAAACCUGAAGUUGCUCCCGGAGAUACGAACAAAGCUAAGGUGACGAACAAAGAAGCAGCACUGGAACCUGUGCAAACAGGGAUGGUGAAAACUUUGGAAAAUAAUUCAAAAUCUCUGCAUGUGGAGGAGUUGGGAACAACUGCAACUGUGAGUUGUUCAGAAGCAAUAGUAUCUUUACCCGGAGUGCAAGAAAAAAAUGUGGCAUCAGAAGUAGAGACAGAAGUGAGAAACUUGGGAGGAACUUCAGAAACUAAUAUUUCAACAGAUGCAGGAAAUCRGGGGCCUGCUGUAGAGUACGUAAUGACAACAAAGAGGACAGGUAUAAAAAAAGUUGAGUCUUCAUAUAUGGUGAGUUUCAAAGAUUUGGAAGAAAUUUCAGGAACUGAGAAAGCAGUGAAAGAUGCAGAGGCAGCAUCAGAAGCUAGAGAAAUUAGUUCUUUGGAAAGCAGGAAAGAAGCUGCAGUGCCAGAAAGGAAAGAUUCUGAGAGAAUUAUGGAAUCUGAGGAAUGCCUGCAUAGUCAAGAUUUGGAAACUUCUCAAAAAUCAGAAGAGGUAAAGGUGGUGAAUGUUUUAGAAGAUACUCCAGAAACAUUUACCGUAGCAAAACCGGAUUCAGAAGCUGUUUCAAAGUCCUUGCACGCUGAGAAGACAGAGCAUCCACAAGUAGUUCCAGAAGAGACUCCAGGAAUCUCGAGUCCUGCUGAAAUGACAUCUUCUGAAACAGUUCCAAAAACACAUGAUGUGAAAGAUAUGGAAACAGUGCUAGAACCCGAAGUAGCAGCAAAAGUGCAGUAUCCAAAAGUCACAGACUAUCAGCAAACGGAGGCCGUGAAAAUUCCGGAACAAACCCAGCAAUGUGAGACACAGGCCGAGAAGAAAGAUACAGAACAAAUUGUACCAUCUGAGCCUGUAACGGAAGUAAAGGCAAGUCAGACUACUGCAGUUUCUGUGGCAGGUGCAGAAGCAGCUUUGCAUGCACCAGGUGAAAAAGACGCGACGGCAACUCCGGAAUCUGAAAUGACUGGAAACCUAAAACACUCGGCACCUGGUCCAUCUGAGGUGACAGCAGCAAAAGAUCUGGAAGCUGCUCCGUUACAUGAUGCUGCUGUAGAGCUGAAAGAUUCAGAAGCAGCUGCAGGGACAGAGACUGAGACGGAGACAAGAGAUUUGGAAGCAUCGGAGACUAUUACAGAAGGAGGUCGAGAGCUGGAGGCAGGAGARUUAGAAGAAACUCCAGAUGAUGAGGCUGUAAAAGAAUCAUCACAGGCAGAAGAAACAAGAGAUUCAGAGACAUCUGAUGUGCAGCCUGAUGUGGCAGCACGAAUGAGAGAGACUCUAAUGAGGCUUGAGAAAGUUUUUGAAAAAAGCCACAGAAGUGAUAAAAAGCAUGACUCAAAGAAACAAAAAAGGAGUCGCUCUAAGUCUCAUUCCAGGUCUAAGAAGAGGAAAAAAAAAUCAAGGUCAAGUUCUACUUCCAGGCGCUUGACCUCUAAAAGAGCACGUUCUAGGAGCAGAAACUACUCAGUUUCGAGAAAGAAGCAUUCCAAAUCUAGAUCCCGGUCUGUGGAGAAGAGAGAGAGAAGAGUGUCCUCCCGGAGGUCCAGGCGUAGACGGUCCAAGUCCUCAGACCAGUACAGGUCCAAAUCCAGAUCAGUGGAAAAGAGCAGACUGUCCUCUGGGAGGUCCAGGCGUAGACGUUCCAGGUCUUCUGAUCGCUACAGGUCCAAAUCCAGAUCAGUGGAAAAGAGCAGACUGUCCUCCCGAAGGUCCCGACGCAGACGUUCCAGGUCUUCAGACCGCUACAGGUCUAAAUCCAGAUCAGUGGAAAAAACACUCUCCUCCCGGAGGUCCAGGCGCAGACGUUCCAGGUCCUCUGAUCGCUACAGGUCUAAAUCCAGAUCGGUGGAAAAGAGCAGACUGUCCUCCCGGAGGUCCAGGCGCAGACAUUCGCGAUCUUCUGACCGCUACAGAUCUAAAUCUAGAUCAGUAGAAAAAACACUGUCUUCCCGAAGGUCUGGGCGCAGACGUUCCAGGUCCUCUGAUCGCUACAGGUCUAAAUCCAGAUCRGUGGAAAAAACACUGUCCUCCCGAAGGUCCAGGCGCAGACGUUCGAGGUCUUCUGACCGCUACAGAUCCAAAUCGAGGUCAGCAGAAAAGAGGCUGUCAUCUUGGAGGACUCGACGCAGACGUUCUAGGUCCUCUGACCGUUCRAAAUCUAGAUCCAGGUCUUCAGAAAAGAGAGGGGCCAAGGAAUAUUCCUGGAGGUUCAGAAACAGGUCCCUCUCCUCUGAUCGUUCAAAAUCUAGGUCYAGAUCUGCUGAAAAGAGAAGUAGGAAGGCAUCUCUGCGGAGGUCUAAACGUCAACGCUCAAAGUCUUCUGACCGUUACAAGUCUAGAUCCAGAUCAGUAGAAAAAAGAGAGCGUAAGCAAUCGCGCAAGUCUAAACGUCAGCGCUCAAAGUCCUCUGAUGGCUACAAGUCUAGAUCUAAAUCAGUGGAAAAAAAGAAGGAGUCUUCUCGAAAGAAGCGUCGCCGCUCAAAGUCUUCUGACCGUUACAAGUCUAGAUCAAAGUCUGUUGAAAAAAAGCGCAAGGAAUCUUCAAAGAAAUCUAAACGGAAGCGCUCAAAGUCCUCUGACAGUGUUAAGUCAAGGUCCAAAUCUGUGGAAAGAAGAGAAAGCAAACUAUCUUCAGCAAAGUGUAGCAGUAAGCAUACUGAGUCUUCUGAACAUCAAGAGACAAGAAGCAAAUCUCCUGGAGGAGUAUAUGGUCCUGAACUUCCUUCAGCAUCUGAAGGCAGCUCCUCCAAACCGUCUGAUGGUCCUGUGUCAGUAACUUCAUCUACUGAAAAAGUAAAUGGUCCAGAGCUGCCGUUGGCAUCUGAAAGUGGACUUCCCAAAACUUCAGAUGGCCAUGAGACAACAUCCUCAUCUGUUGAAAAAACAGAGGAUCUGCAGCCUUCUGUGAUGUCUGAACUUGAAAACUCCAAAACCGYAGAUGACCAGGAGUUGAGACCUCUGCCUGCAGAAAAAGAACAGGUUUCMGCGCUUUCUAUGACAACUGAAAAUGGAUGUUCUGCUCUUGGUGACCAUGAGACUGAAUCUAGGGCAACUGAAAAAGAAAUGGCUCUGGAACCUUCRCCGCUACCUGAACUUCUGUGUUCCACACCCAAAUCAACAUCCUCAUCUGGUGGGGAUCCAAAGCCAUUGAUACCAGACUUUCAGCUUUCCGCAUCCCCCGAUAAUGAGUUGAGGUCUACACCUCUACACAAAAAAAUACAAGGUCCAGAGCUUCUUGGAUGCUCUGUAUCUUCUGAUGGUUGCAACUUGACUUCCGUGUCCUUGGGAACAACAGAGCUUCAGGGGUCUUCUCUAAUGUCCGGAAGCGUGGUCUCUGGCUUUACUGAUGGCCGUGAAUUGAGACCUGCCCCUGUUAGGAAAUUUUUGAGGCUGUCUAAAACUGGAUCUACUAAACUGCCUGAUGGCCCUGUGUCUGCCCUGGUUUCUGACAGUAGAUACUUCAGGUCUCUUGAUAGACGUGAAGGUUCGUUGGUUUUGGCAAGUGCGUCCUUCAAGUCAUCUGAGGGAAAUGAAUGGAGAUCCCUGUCUGCUGAAAAAGUAAAGGCUCUGGAUGCUUCUGUAUCAUAUGAACAUGUUCCUGUUAAGGUCUCRGAUGAUCUCAUGUCAUCUUCCUCUCUUUCAAAAGUAGAGGAGGCUGUGACAGCUGUAGGGGAAAGCAACAAGCCUUCUGAAGUUUGUGAAUCCAGAUCAUCUCUUCAGAAAGAUCUGGGCAGUCUGGAAUCUUCACAGGUACCUGGCAUUGUSUGCUCUGAAUCUUCUGAAAUCCGUGAAUCUCUCUUACCUGAAAAAACAGAGAGUACAGAAUCUUCUUCAGUGCCCAAAGAGGGAUUUCCUGUAUGCCAUGAUGGCAGUGAGUCAAAACACAAUUUUUCUGAGAAACUGGAAGGUGCAGACCUGUCAGUGGCGUCUGAACUUAGUUCUGUAUUGGCAGAAGGCCAUGAAUCGAGAUCCGCUGCACUUGAUAAGUUAGAGACACAAAAGCCUCCACUGGCAAGUGAAUCCUCUGAAUCUGCUGUUGUUGACACAGUAAGCCCACUUAAUGAAAAAUCAGAGUCUCAGGUGACUUCUCUGACAUCUGAAGGUGGGCAUUUUCCCUUGCCUGAUAGUCAUGAGUUGAGACCUAUCCCUACUGAAAAUGCAGAGGAGCAGAAGUCAUAUUUGGCCUCUGAGCUUGGAUCCACUGUAUCACCCGAUGGCUACAAGUCGAGAUCUGCCUCUGAAGAAACACAGGUGCAAGAGCCAUCUCUGGUGUUGGAAAGGAGAUGKUCUGUUUCCUCUGAUGGUCGUGAGUUGACAUCCAUACCUGCAGAGAGAGAUGAGGUGCAGAAACCUUCUCAAAGGUCUGAAAAUGAGUGCGCAAUGUCCCAGGAUACCCAGGUGUUGAGAUCAACUCCUGUUGAAAAAGUAGAAGAGAUGGGAUCUAGCUGUCCUGAAAAAGUCGAAAUGCGGGAACCGUGCAUAAURCCUGACAGUGAAUGUGCUGUGUCUGCUGAAGAUCAGGAAUUGACACCUUCUGUUGCUGAAAAGACAGAGCUACGGGAGUGUUCUUCACUGCCUGAAAGUGAAUACAGCCCUGAGGGUCAGGAGUUGCAAGCCAGCUCUGCUGAGAAAGUAGAGGUACAGGAACCUGUGACAUCUGUCAGUGAUUCUGCUGUGUUCCCUGAAGGCCAGGAAUUGCAAUCUACCCUUGUGGACAAAGCAGAGGUGCAGGAGCCUCCUGUGAUAUCUGACAGUGAACGUGCUGCAUCCCCUGAAGAUCAGGAUUUGCUGUCUACCCCUGCUGAAAAAACAGAGGUGCAGGAAUGUUCUCUGCUGUCUGAAAAUGAGUAUGUUUUAUCCCCUGAAGGCCGUGAUUUGACCUCGAGCCCUAUUGAAAAAGAAGAAUCAGAGGAACCUUCUGAAACAUCGGAAAGUGAAAGUUCAGUGUCCUCUGAUAGCCAGGAGUUGCAGUCUACUCCUGUUGAAAAAACAGAGGUGCAGGARCUGUCUCUGAUGUCUGAAGGUGAAUGUGAAAUGUCUCCUGAAGGUCAGGAAAAAGCUAUGUCCCCUGAAGGCUAUGAAUCAAGACUGCCCCACGAUGAGAAGGUAGAGGACAGGGAUUCUUCUCUGACAUCUGAAAAUGAUCAUUCGUCUUUUGAGGGUCAGGAGUUAAGUUUCACCCCUGUUCAGAAAUCAGACACACGUGAGCGUUCUCUGACACCUGAAAGUGAACGUUCAGCGUCCCCUAAUGACCAGGAGUUGAGAUCCCCUCUUGCUGAAAAAGUAGGUGAUGUGGAAUCUUCUUUGACAUUAAAUGAUCGAUCUUCCGUGUCUCCUGAUGGCAGUGACCUGAAAUCCAUCCCUGUUGAAAAAGUGGAGGAUGGGAUGCCUUCUUCAAUGCCUGAAAGUGAAUGCUUUAUGUCCCCCGAUGGCUACAGUGUGAAAUCUGCUCCUGGUGAAGAAAUUGGGGAUCUAGAGCCCUCUUUGGUAUCUGAACGUAGACAUUCCACAUCCUCUGAUCACGAUGGCCGCGAGCUGAAAUCUCCCUUGGAAGAAGAGUGUCGAGAGUCCUCUUUGACUUCUGAACAUAGAAGAUCCGUGUCUCCUGAUGAUCAUGACCAGAAAUCUACCGUAGAUGAAGAUGCAGAAGAUAGGGAGCCCUCUUUAGCAUCUGAACAUAGACGUUCCUCAUCCCCUGAUGAGCAUGAUUCAAGAUCUUCCAUUGGUGAGGAAGCAGAGGACCAGGAGGCAACUUUGACAGUUGAACGUAGGCACUCUGUUUCUUCUGAUGGUCAAGAGUCGGCAUCUUCUGCUGGUGAAGAAAUAGAGGAUGUGGAGCCUUCCUUGACAGCUGAACGUAGACAUUCCACAUCCUCUGAUGAGCAUGAGUCAAGGUCUACUGCUGGCGAAGAGGUUGAGGAUGUGGAGCCGUCUUUGACAACAGAGCGCAGACACUCAACGUCCUCUGAUGACCAGGAGUCAAGGUCUAGUGCUGGUGAAGAUGCAGAGGAUGCAGAGCCUUCUUUGACAGCAGAACAAGAACGCUCUCCAUCUCCUGAUGGGCGUGAAUCGAGAUCUACCGCUGGUGAAGAAGGAGAGGAUGCAGAGGAUGCAGAACCUUCCUUGACAGCUGAACAAAGAGACUCAACGUCCUCUGAUGAGCAAGACUCAAGGUCUACCACUGGUGAGGAAGCAGAGGAUGGAGAGCCCUCUUUGACAGCUGAACGAAGAGACUCCACGUCCUCUGAUGAGCAGGAGUCAAGAUCUACCACUGGUGAAGAAGGUGAGGAUGCAGAGCCCUCUUUGACAGCUGAACAUAGACACUCCACAUCCCCUGAUGGAGGUGAAUCAAGGUCUACUGCUGGUGAAGAAGUAGAGGACAUGGAGACCUCCCUGACAGCUGAACGUGGACACUCCACAUCUUCUGAUGAACAUGAGUCCUCCACUGGUGAGGAGGCAGAGGAUGCGGAGGAUGCAGAGCCCUCUUUGACAGCUGAACAGGACACAUCUCUUGAAAAAUUGGAAGGACAGGAUAGUAGGCGUUCUGAGUCUUCCGAACGCGAGAGAUCUAGAUCCAAAUCUGCUGAAAAAGCAUCUGACAAAGAGUCUUCACGAAGAUCUAGAAGCAGACGCUCAAAAUCUCUUACUGAGCAAAAGAGUCGAUCCACAUCUCUUGAAAAAACAGAAGACAAAGAAUCCUCACGGAGAUCUCGACACAGACGCUCCAGGUCCACUGCUCGUCAAAAGAGUAAAUCCACAUCUGUUGAAAAAACUGUAGACAAAGAAUCUUCACGAAGAUCUAGACAUAGACGCUCCAGGUCCACAGGUCACCAAAGGAGUCGAUCGACCUCUGUGGAAAAAACUGCAGACAAAGAGUCUUCACGGAGAUCGAGACGUAGACGCUCCAGGUCCACUGCUCGCCAAAGGAGUCUGUCCAAGUCCGUUGAUAAAACAGCUGACAAAGAGUCUUCGCGGAGGUCUAGGAGCAGACGCUCCAGGUCGUCUCAACGUAGAUCCCAGAGGUAUGAUACCGACUCUCGCUCUAGACGGAAUCGCUCCCGAUCAGUAACACGCAGAAGAACGUCAAGAUCAAAAUCCAAUCGUCGCUCUCGAUCUAGCUCGCUCUCUCGUUCAAGGCACAGGAGGAGGAGUAGGUCGAGAUCGGCAUCGAGAAGGCGGCGUUCUUUAUCGAGAGAUAGACGUAGAAGAUCUCAGAGAAAUAGAUCGAGAUCUACUGAUAGAAGAAGGAGAAGAUCAGAUUCGAGAGAUCGUAGAAUAUCGCUCAGGUUACGUAGCAGGAGUCGAACGCCUAUUCGUCAAAGGCGAUCACGGUCGAGAGGAAGAAGGCGCAGCUCUAGCAGGUCACCAAUUCGACUACGGCGAUCAAGAUCUUCAGGGAGAAGAAGAUACAGCCGAUCACCCGAUCGUCGAAGGUCCAGAUCAUCUGAAAGGUUCUCAAGCAGAUCGCCCAAGCGUCUUACAGACUUGGACAAGGCCCAGCUACUUGAAAUAGCCAAAGCUAAUGCAGCUGCCAUGUGUGCUAAGUCUGGCGUUCCCUUACCACCAAGCCUGAUGCCCAUGUUAUCUCAAAAGAAAGAUGACAAGUCCAAUAAGUCAUCAAGAGAUACUCUAAAGGAGCUCACUGAGAAAUGCAAAAAGAUUGCUCAAAGUACAGAUGACGUGAUAGUGAAUAAACCUCAUGUUUCUGACGAAGAGGAGGAGGAACGUCCUUUCUAUAAUCAUCCCUUUAAGCUCAAUGAACCAAAACCCAUUUUUUUCAAUUUAAGUACUCCAAGUAUAAAGCCAGCACCACCACCACAACCAAAAAAUCAGGUCAGCCUGUCAAAGGAGUUCCCUGUCUCGUCUGGGUCUCAGCAUAGGAAAAAAGAAGUAGAUAGUGUCUAUGGAGAAUGGGUACCAGUUGAAAAAGGCAAAGAAGAUGGCAAGGAUGAUGUUUUCCCCAAACCAGCCAUUGAGGGUGUGGACAUAACCACAGCUAUGAAUGAUCGAGCAGUGGCUCAGAAAAGGCUUAAUGAGAAUUCAUUUGAUUUAGAGGCCAUGUGCAUGUUAAAUCGUGCACAGGAACAGAUCGACGCCUGGGCUCAGUCCAACUCCAUACCUGGCCAGUUCACAGGAAGUACUGGAGCACAGAUAUUGUCCUCCGAGGAGUUGUCCAACAGUGGUCCCCAAGCAUGGAUUAGAAAGGAUCAGUUCUUAAGAGCAGCCCCAGUAACCGGAGGAAUGGGAGCUCAGCUGAUGAGAAAAAUGGGCUGGAGAGAAGGAGAAGGGCUGGGAAAAAACAAGGAAGGCAGCGUGGAGCCCAUUAUGGUUGACUUCAAGACGGAUCGGAAAGGACUUGUUGCUGUGGGAGAGAAGGCACAAAAGAGAUCUGGACAUUAUAGUGUGAUGAAGGACCUUUCAGGUAAACAUCCAGUCUCUGCGUUGAUGGAGAUCUGUAACAAACGAAGAUGGACACCACCAGAGUUUGUGUUGGUAGAUGAUAGUGGGCCUGAUCAUCGCAAGCAUUUUAUUUUUAAGGUUUGUGUUUCGAGCAGAUUGCCAGGGUUGAUGGUCUGUAAUAGUCAAGAUCCUUAUUACUGGUCCCCUUUCCCUCCUUACUGAGGGAGCUGGGAGGUGUGUGGUAACCGGCGAGAGGACGGUAAGCGGCGGAAGGACGUGCCCGGGGACCCGCCUCAGCCGAAGCCUGGAUCCCUGCAGCUCCCUGCGGCUCUGCGUAAGGAGCUGGGCACGUGGGAGGCGGCUCCUGAUGGGGCUCCUGUCGCGCUCUGAUUUUGAUGCACCCGCAUUGCCAGAGAUGUUGAUUCUGCUGUUGAGUCUAUGCUGUCCACGUAAGCGCUGCCUGCACCGUAUCUUACCGCAUCGGGGAACAUGCAAUCUUGUACUUGUUAAUUUGUCUGGGUCUCUUUUGUUCAUACGCCUCGUGUCCGAUGUAAAGGAAUACCUGUUAUCUCGCAAGCAAGGAGCAGAUAAUUCAAUCCGACAGAAGACUUCAAUUAAAAACAAAACAAAACAAAACAAAAAAAGGCAAGUUCUGGAUUUCAUGCCUUAAAGACAUGGUAUUGUGUGUAAAUUUAACCCCAGUCAUAAGGAAGGUGUACCAAAACGAUCUCAAAAACUGUGAUACCCUAAUUAUGACAUUUAUAAUUUUAAGGUUUCUGUUGUAGUUUCUUGCCCRUUGUUUAGAAUGAUGCUUGAACUUCUGUUAAGUUUGUAAAUUCGAAUCAGUUUGAGUAUCCU